GGCACCCAGCACCGUGAUCCCUCCACACUGGGAUCCCCUGGCACUGGGACGCCCCGGCACUGGGAUCCCCCGGCAUUGGGAUCCCCCGGCAUUGGGAUCCCCUGGCACUGGGAUCCCCUGGCACUGGGAUCCCCUGGCACUGGGAUCCCCCGGCACUGGGAUCCCCUGGCAUUGGGAUCCCCUGGCAUUGGGAUCCCCUGGCACUGGGAUCCCCUGGCACUGGGAUUUUUGGCACUGGUAUUCCCAGCUGACACUGGGAUCCCUCCACGCUGGGAUUUCCCACCACUGGGAUCCCCUGGCACUGGGAUCCCCUGGCACUGGGAUCCCCCCAGCUCUGGGAUUCCUCCAGACUGGGAUGCUCCUGCGCUGGGAUCUCCUGACACGGGGAUCCUUCCACACUGCGAUCUCUUGGCACUGGGAUCCCACCUGGCACUGGGACUCCUCCACACUGGAAUCUCUUGGUACUGGGAUUUCCCAGCACUGGGAUCCCUCCCUACAGGGAUCCCCCUGCGCUGGCACCCUCCAGCUCUGGGAUCCUUCCACACUGGGAUCUCUUGGCACUGGGAUCCCCCGGCUCUAGGAUCCCUCCAUACUGGGAUCUCUUGUCCCUGGGAUUACCCCGCCGCUGGGCCAGGGCUCCUAGCCGGGCGGGUGCUGCCGUCGCCUGUCACGACAGCGGAUGUCACGCCAGCAGGGCGGCGAGGCCGGCCGGCUCCCCGCGCCUGCCCACACCCAAGAUGGCCGCCGCGCUGAGCCGCCGACGCCACUUCCGGCCCGCCGACGCCCGGGAGGGGGCGGGGCUAGUGACGGCCGCUGAAGCGUCACGGCGCGCGACGCUGCGUGACGGCGGCGGCGCCGCGCGGGCGGGAGCGGACGGCGGGGCAAGAUGGCGGCGGGGCCCAUCUCCGAGCGGAACCAGGAUGCGACGGUGUAUGUCGGGGGGCUGGAUGAGAAGGUCAGCGAGCCGCUGCUGUGGGAGCUCUUCCUCCAGGCAGGGCCGGUGGUCAACACCCACAUGCCCAAGGACCGAGUCACAGGCCAGCACCAAGGCUAUGGCUUCGUGGAGUUCCUCAGCGAGGAGGACGCGGAUUACGCCAUCAAAAUCAUGAACAUGAUCAAAUUGUACGGGAAGCCGAUCCGAGUGAACAAAGCCUCGGCCCACAACAAAAACCUGGACGUGGGGGCCAACAUCUUCAUCGGCAACCUGGACCCCGAAAUCGAUGAGAAGCUGUUGUACGACACCUUCAGCGCCUUUGGGGUCAUCCUGCAGACGCCCAAGAUCAUGCGAGACCCCGACACGGGCAACUCGAAGGGUUACGCCUUCAUCAACUUCGCCAGCUUCGACGCCUCGGACGCGGCCAUCGAGGCCAUGAACGGACAGUACCUCUGCAACCGGCCCAUCACCGUUUCCUACGCCUUCAAAAAAGAUUCCAAAGGCGAGCGGCACGGCUCGGCUGCCGAGCGUCUCCUGGCAGCCCAGAACCCGCUCUCACAGGCGGAUCGGCCCCAUCAGCUCUUCGCCGACGCUCCUCCUCCUCCGUCUGUCCCCACUCCUGUUGUCACCUCCCUGGGACCUGGCGUCACCCCUCCAGGCCUCCCACCCCCAGGAUCAUUCCCCCCGCCGGUGCCGCCUCCCGGAGCGAUGCCUCCCGGCAUGCCUCCUGCCAUGCCACCCCCACCCAUGCCACCCGGCGCGGGUGCCCCCGGCCCCCCCUCCGGGGCUGCGCCGAGCGGGGGGCACCCCCCUCACCCGCACCCCUUCCCUCCGGGCGGGAUGCACCACCCAGGAAUGCCUCCCAUGCAAGUCCACCACGGGCCUCCCGGGAUGGGCCAGCAUCACCCAGGACCACCGGGCUCCGGAGGCCAGCCUCCCCCCCGCCCCCCACCUGGCAUGCCACACCCUGGACCCCCACCCAUGGGUAUGCCACCCCGAGGACCUCAUUUCGGGUCGCCCAUGGGUAAGUGGGUGCCUGCAAGAGGCGGUCACCCCGGCCCCAUGCCGCACCACGGGAUGCGCGGCCCUCCUCCGCUGAUGCCUCCUCACGGGUACAACGGGCCCCCUCGCCCCCCGCCCUACGGCUACCAGAGGGUCCCCCUGCCCCCCCGGCCUGCGCAGCGGCCCCCCGGGGUGCCACCGCGGGGCCCCUUGAGGGGCCCCCUGCCCUAAACGCGGUAGUGGCAAAGCCCCCUCCCUGCUGGGGAUCCUUCCCUCUCCAGACUUCCAUUUCCCCUUGGUCUAACGUACCCUCACCCGGGAGGGGCAGUUGGGUCCAGCCCUGGCGCAGCUCCCCUUUUUAUCUUUCCCUCUCCUCUUCAUUUCCCCCAUUUCUUUUGAUAGUCUUCAUUUUGGUUACAUUUUUCCCCCCUCCUUCCGUUUUUCUCAGCCUUGAGGAUUUUUCAAGACACUUUUAACAGGAUUUACUGGUUGGUUUUUUGGUUUUUGUUUUGUUUUGGGUUUUUUUUUUUUUUUUUCUAUGUAAAGCAGCGAUCGCCCAUUUACAAAUAAAGCAUUUUAAGAACCGGGGGUUGUCCCUCUGAGAGCGGGA
Tyto alba (common barn owl) is the source of this 2546-nucleotide messenger RNA. RefSeq names its product splicing factor 3b subunit 4 (gene SF3B4). NCBI's taxonomy places the organism in Eukaryota, Metazoa, Chordata, Aves, Strigiformes, Tytonidae. Gene Ontology annotation, molecular function: RNA binding. Bases 887 to 2167 code for a protein of 426 amino acids. Gene Ontology annotation, cellular component: nucleolus; U12-type spliceosomal complex. Gene Ontology annotation, biological process: positive regulation of mRNA splicing, via spliceosome. The record is from RefSeq and is a predicted model, not a curated record. The transcript is spliced from 6 exons.